Molecule: messenger RNA, 1923 nt
Organism: Penicillium soppii
Lineage: Eukaryota; Fungi; Ascomycota; Eurotiomycetes; Eurotiales; Aspergillaceae
Product: Transketolase N-terminal
Exons: 1
Coding region: 1-1923 (640 amino acids)
Molecular function (GO): catalytic activity
Source: RefSeq, a predicted model, not a curated record
AUGAGCGGCCACACUUUCCCUGUCGAUCUUAAGCAGUUCAAGCAUUUGAAGCUUGACCCGAAGACCCCACAGUUGACCGCUCAGCAGAAGAGCGAUCUACUUCACAACAUCAAUGUUUUCAGAGAUGCUCUAGUUGCAUUCACAGCCACUGGCUCCGCCCGUGGUGUCUCAGGCCACACUGGAGGUCCCUUCGACACAGCUCCUGAAGUCUGUAUCCUGCUUGCCUUCAUCAAUGCCAACCCUAAUAGAUGGGUCGAUGCCUUGUAUGAUGAGGCCGGCCACCGUGUCGCCACACAAUAUUUGCUUGCCGCCCUGGAUGGCAAGAUUGAGCCCGAUCACUUGCUGAACUACCGUGCUGCCGACUCCCACCUUCCCGGUCACCCCGAGCUUGGAUUCACCCCCGGUGUCAAGUUCAGCUCUGGUCGUCUCGGUCACAUGUGGGGAAUGGUCAAUGGUAUUGCUAUGGCCAACAAGGAUAAGAACGUGAUUAUGUUGGGAUCGGACGGAUCUCAACAGGAGGGUAACGAUGCCGAGGCUGCACGACUCGCCGUCGCCCAGAACCUGAAUGUUAAGCUGUUCAUCGAUAACAACGACGUCACUAUCGCUGGACACCCCUCGGAGUAUCUUAAGGGCUACGAGGUUGGUCGUACCCUCGACGGACACGGUCUAAAGGUCGUCAAUGCCGAGGGUGAGAACGUGGAUUCUUUGUUCCCAGCUAUGUGCGAGGUUGUCAACCACAACGGUCCUGCCGCGGUGAUCGUUAACCGGAAGAUGGCCCCUGGUAUUGAGGGCAUUGAGGGCGAGACCCACGCUCAUGAUGUUAUUACUGUUGAUGUCGCCCGCAAAUACCUCACUAAGCGCGGCUACAGCGAGAAGCAGCUCGCCUUCUAUGACCAGAUCAAGCCUGGCUCCAACCCUCACACAUACAAAGGUUCCUCCAAGGAGAAGGGCGGAAACCGUACGAUCUUCGGUGACGCUGUCAACGACAUCCUUGACAAGCUGAGCAAAGAAGAAGCUCGGCGCCGCGUCAUGGUCAUUGACUCUGACCUCGCAGGCUCCACUGGUCUCAAGGCUAUUGGCGCUAAGCACCCCGAGUCCUUUGUUGCAUCCGGCGUCAUGGAGCGAGGUAACUUCUCCGCAGCCGCUGGAUUCGGCUUCGGCAGCAAUGGCGAGCGCCAGGGUGUCUUCUCUACCUUCUCUGCUUUCUUGGAGAUGUGUAUUUCUGAGAUCACCAUGGCCCGCCUGAACGACUGCACCGUGCUAUCGCACUUCUCCCACAGUGGUGUCGAUGAGAUGGCCGAUAACACCUGCCACUUCGGUCUGAACCACUUCUUUGCCGACAAUGGUCUCAUGGACGCCGAGAGCACCUCAUUGUACUUCCCCGCCGACGGAGAGCAGAUGAAAGCCGUCGUCAACGAGGUCUUCUGGAACAAGGGCCUGCGCUUCAUCUUCUCCACUCGCUCCAAGGUUCCCUACAUCUUGAAGGAGGGCACCGAGCAGAAGCUGUACGGCGACGGCUACAAGUUCGUCCCUGGCAAGGAAGAGAUCAUCCGCAAGGGCUCUGCUGGCUACAUCGUUUCGUACGGUGACAUGCUCUACCGCUCUCUGGACGCAGUCGAAACCCUGCGCGCCGAGGGUCUCGAUGUCGGUCUGAUCAACAAGCCUACUCUCAACGUCGUCGACGAAGAGACCAUCAAGGUCUACGGAUCUUCACCAUUUGUUCUAGUCGUCGAGUCCAUUGCUCAGAAGACAGGUCUCGGCUCUCGUCUCGGUACCCACCUCCUCGAACGCAAGUUCACCCCCAAGUUCAAGUCAAUUGGAGCUAUCAAGGAGGGCUGCGGUGGUUUGUACGAGCAAGUCAACGCCCAGGGCCUUGGCCCCAGCGAUAUCAUCGCUGCUGUGAAGGAGGUUUCCGGAAAAUAA